Molecule: messenger RNA, 1927 nt
Organism: Apis dorsata (giant honeybee)
Lineage: Eukaryota; Metazoa; Arthropoda; Insecta; Hymenoptera; Apidae
Gene: Amph
Product: amphiphysin
Exons: 9
Coding region: 147-1412 (421 amino acids)
Cellular component (GO): plasma membrane; cytoplasm
Molecular function (GO): protein binding; phospholipid binding
Source: RefSeq, a predicted model, not a curated record
UGUCGAGUCUUCAGUGUUUCUCCGCGCUUCCGUUCGUGCGUUUUGGUUGUGAUUCGUUGUGAAAGAGUCGGUUAAGCUUAGAAGUUGAAAUUGUGUUUUGCGGAGAGAAGUUAUAAAGUCAUCGCCUUUCAAAUAAUUUGAAGAAAAUGGCUGAAAGUAAGGGUGCAUUGAUUGCGAAGACAGUGCAAAAACAUGCAGGCAGAGCAAAAGAGAAGUUUCUUCAAAAUUUGGGCAAAGUGGAUAGAACCGCAGAUGACAUAUUCGACGAACAUUUGCAGAAUUUCAUGAGACAACAAAAUGCCGCGAAUAGGUUGCAAAAAGAGUUCAACAAUUACAUCAGGUGUGUUCGAGCGGUGCAAGCAGCGUCUAAAACUCUCAUGGAUUCUUUGAACGAAAUCUACGAAAGUCAAUGGACUGGCCAUGACCUUUUAUAUGUGCAAGCUCAAAAUCUCGAUAUGUUGUGGCAAGAUUUCACUCACAAACUUGCGGAUCAAGUUCUCGUGCCUCUCAACACAUAUCAGAGCCAAUUUCCAGAAAUGAGGAAAAAAAUUGACAAACGCGGACGGAAGUUGGUAGAUUAUGACAGUCAAAGACAUAAUUUCCAAUCACUACAAUGUAAUCCAAGGAAACGGGAUGAACUCAAAGUUUCUCGAGGAAAAGAAUUAUUGGAAGAAGCUAAGCGUACAUAUGAACAACUUAAUUCCGAACUUCAUGAUGAACUACCUGCCUUAUAUGAUUCACGUGUUCUUUUUCUUGUUACUAAUUUGCAAACAUUGUUUGCUGCUGAACAAGUAUUUCACACUGAAAGUGCUAAGGUAUAUUCUGAAUUAGAAGCAAUCGUCGAUAAACUUGCUAACGAAAGCCAGAGAGGAUCAUAUACACUGAAGAAGAAUACAGAACCUCAGUCUCCAAAAUCACCUAACGCCAAUUCUGCUUUAAUAAUUAAUACACAACCAGCUCAGAAUAACAUUUCACCAGCCGUGGAUGAUUCUGCUCCAGCAGCAAGAAACACAUCACCGACUACUCAAUUAAAUGGCAAUGCUAACAGCAAUGCUAACAGCAAUGAUAAUUCUCUCAAUAAUCAGGAUGCAUCUCCGCAAAACACAGUUACGGCCUCUAAGCGAGUAGAAGAGUUGUAUGAUAUUCCUGUUGAGGUGGAAUAUGAAAAUGGUACCAAUUUCUCUCUAGGGGCAACGACUGACAACUUGCCACCUGGGGUUUUAUACAGAGUGAAGGCUACUUACAAAUAUAGACGCGAAGAUGUGGAUGAAUUGUCAUUUGAUGUCGGUGAUAUUAUUCGUGUAGUAGAAUAUGAUGAUCCAGAAGAACAGGAACAAGGUUGGUUAAUGGGUAUCAAGGAAGGUACGAAUGAAAAGGGUAUGUUUCCAGCGAAUUUCACGAAACCACUGUGAAAGCUUUAUUAAAUUCGUCUAUUACACUCCAAUGCUCACUAAAACGGCGUAUUCUAUUUUAAGAAUAGUUACAAGAUUAAAAGUGAGAAUCACACAGUCAUCUGAGAUAUUAUAUAUAUAUAUAAAAAAAAAAAAUAAUUAAUAUUAAUAACAAUGAGGGGCAAUGGGAAGGAGAAAGGGGUGUGAUAAGAUAGUUAUGCUGGAGGUACUGUGGAAAAUUAAACACCCCAAAGUGCCUUAACCCAGCCACUGUCUGUGCCAACAUUCAUUGUUUAUAAUAUGGGAUUAUUCUCCCUGUAUCCAAUGUACGAAUACACAUCAUUAAUAAUCAAAUGAAAUAUUUAAGUAAUUAAAUAAUAUAUUGUAAUACAUCAUGCAGUACUAUAAUAUAAAUCUUAUAUAUUAAAUUAAUAUUAUUUUAUGAAAUUGUACAUAGAAUUAUACAUUUUAAGAAUAUUUUAUGAAAUAACUUUGUGGCUACUGAAAUUAUUAGUAAGAACUAAUGUAAUGUUUAA